UAAUCGAUGAGUUCGUGACUGAAGGUCUGAGAGGAAAGUUGGAUUCUCAACGGGGUCUCAAAUCCAAAGUAACUCGUCUUCUGUUUCGCUUAAAAAUGGGGCAUAAGAUCAUAGAUAUUAAGGAUGAGUUAGAUGCUAUUGCAAGCGAGAUAACUACGCUUCAUUUGAGGGAGAUUGUUGUGGAAACUGAAGUUCAUGAGAUGGAGAGAGGACAAACUAGUUCACUCGUUAAUGAAUCGGAAAUUUAUGGGAGAAAUGAUGAGAAAGAAGAGAUAAUUAAACUUUUGAUCGACAAUUUCAGUUGCGAUGAUGAUGUUUCUGUUUAUGCUAUUUGUGGUACGGGGGGACUUGGAAAGACUACACUUGCUCAAUUGGUCUACAAUGAUGGAAGGAUAAAGUGGCACUUUGAGUUGCGUAUUUGGGUUUGCGUCUCUGAUGUUUUCGAUGUAGAGAGACUAAUAAGAGCAAUCCUAGAGUCCAUACAAGGCCAUCGAUGUGAUAUCUCUAACUUGGAUCCACUUUUGCAUCACCUCCAAGAAAAAUUGGGCGGUAGGAAAUUUUUACUUAUCUUGGACGAUGUUUGGAAUGAGUACCAUGAGAAAUGGGAUGGGCUAAAACAAGCUCUGAGGUGUGGAGCUAAACGCAGUACUAUUAUAGUAACCACAAGGAUUCAGAAAGUUGCUCUUAUUAUGGCUACAAUACUUCCUAUACGCCACUUGGCUUAUUUAUCGGAGGAUGAUUCUUGGUCCUUAUUUAAGCAACGUGCUUUUGGCAACAGAGGAAGGGAGGAAAACAUUCAAUUGGAAUUGAUUGGGAAGGAUAUUGUGAAAAAAUGUGGAGGAUUACCCUUAGCAAUAAAGGCUUUAGGAAGCCUUAUGCAAUUUAAAAGCAGUGAAAGUGAGUCGUUAUCUGUGAAGGAGAGUAAAAUUUUGGAUUUAUCAGAUGGUGGAAAUGCUGUCUUACCUGCUUUGAGAUUGAAUUAUGAAGCUUUGCCUCCACAUUUGAGGCAAUGUUUUGCUUAUUGUUGCAUAUUCCCCAAAGACUAUACAAUGAAGAAAGACGCGUUGAUAGAGAUGUGGAUGGCGAAUGGUUUUAUUCCAUCUAGAGGACAAACAACUUUGUAUGAUAUGGGCCAUCAGAUUUUUGAUCAAUUGGUUUGGAGGUCUUUCUUACAAGAUGUGAAGGAAGAGCAAGGUGAAACAACAUGUAAAAUGCAUGAUCUUACGCAUGAUCUUGCGGAAUCAAUUAUGAGACACGAAUGUUUUAUCAUGGACUCUCGUAAGGGGCUGAAACUACCAAAAAAGGUUCGUCACUUGUCUUUUAAUGUAAGUUCAACACCGAUGAUUCAUUGUAAUGAGGUUAUGUUUAAAGUUCCAUCUUUGCGGUCUUGCAUUUUACUUUCAAACCAAUAUUCUUGCAAGGACAAUGAUUUUUCUUGGAUUUCAAAACAGAAGUAUCUUAGGUUGUUAGAUUUGAGUGGCAAAAUUGACGAGAAGGUAGCAGUGUCAAUUUCCAAUUUCAAGCAUCUUAGGUUCCUCAACAUGUCAUACUCUUACAUAAAAACCCUACCAGAAUCAAUAAGUGGUCUCCAACACCUGCAAACAUUGAAACUAAAUUAUUGUGAAGAGAUUUGUAAGUUGCCCAAACGCUUGAAGCAUAUGAGAAAUCUCACAUGCCUAGACAUCAAAGGGUGUGACUCCCUGACUUCUAUGCCUACUAAUAGGGGACAAUUAACUUGUCUACAAAGACUAAGCAUAUUCAUUGUGGGCCAAGAUGAGGGUUACCAAAUUAGCGAGCUGAAGGAAUUAAAUCUUGGGGGAGAGUUGAGCAUAAAGGAGCUUGAAAACGUAAGAAAUUCAGAAGAUGCGAAAAGAGCCAAUUUGAAGAGCAAACUUGAUCUUAUUUCUUUGAAUUUAUGUUGGAGCGAUAGCAACAAAGAAAGCAUACCAAAGAAUGUUGAAGAAAUUCUUGAGAAUCUUUGA
Messenger RNA from Camellia sinensis, 1982 nucleotides. Lineage: Eukaryota; Viridiplantae; Streptophyta; Magnoliopsida; Ericales; Theaceae. The record is from RefSeq and is a predicted model, not a curated record.